This is a messenger RNA of Orbicella faveolata, 1693 nucleotides long. RefSeq lists its product as uncharacterized. NCBI's taxonomy places the organism in Eukaryota, Metazoa, Cnidaria, Anthozoa, Scleractinia, Merulinidae. The record is from RefSeq and is a predicted model, not a curated record.
UUACUGAAUGCAACGUUAGCCCUACUUCCUGUCCAAGAGAGAUUUAUAGUUACACUAUCGAUCUCGCAGGUAGACAACGUCAGUAAGCUCCAGGGCCCAAUCGGUCCUCCCGGUUUCAACGGCUCUCAGGGACCGACUGGUCCUGCUGGACCUCCAGGAUUCAAUGGAACACAGGGACUCCAGGGUAUCAUGGGCCUUCAGGGCUUUAACGGCUCACAAGGAGCUCAAGGUCUUACCGGGCCACAGGGACCUCAAGGCGCAGGAAACAUUUCUCAGUGUGAACACAAGACAGAUUCGGUGGCAGGAAGCCAAAAUCCAGUGACAAUAUUUCCUCCUGCCGCUCCAACUACGGUCACUUUGGAAGAGCCGAGUGGUAGAAGGAUAAUUAGCGUCACAUGCUCAACAGACAGAGCUCAACAGUAUCUUCUUAGAAGCAGCAUAAACCCCGCCGACGGUGUUCAAUUUUACUUUUGUGAUUGCUACGGACACUAUGGAACUGGCUCGCAAUCCGUGGACUGCAUCAUACAUUACUGGGAAUGCCCGCUUACCGCUUAAGAGCGAAUGUUCCCAAUGGUGAAACAUAUCGCUCAUAUUCUCAAGUUAGGUAGGCCUUAGUAUCAAACAAAUCACGACAUACUUCGUUUGGCUGAAUAUCGAUUUAUUUACGAGAAAAUCGCUAAUAACCGAAUUCCGUCAAAAUGCCGCUUUUGGAGCUCAAAAUUUAAGACGAAUCUCAAAGCUAGACCAAUAAAAAUUAUCAAAUCUUGAAAACCAACAUCAAAAUAUAUGUUGACAGCAAUUUGAGCAAUUCUUGCCUAUAUUUAUUUACAAAACCUAAUUAAAUUUAUCCGACCUACUUUUAACUAGACUGAAAAUAGGUCAAAAGAAACGCUUUAUUUAACUAUGUGCUAUACGAAAUAAUUGACUGAAAAUCUGGCUUUUGGAAGGCGACAAGUAGUUCUUGUCGAUAAAAUGCACCGAUUCGACGGUACCGUUAAUUGGCCGGAACACAUACAACACGCAAACUCGAUUGUUUCGCAUUUGAAGUCCAGUGUACAAUUUAUUUAAUAUAACAUCCUCUUACCUUCAUGUCGCUGUAUCAGAAAACAGGGCUGCAGUCCUGCUGAGUCCUGAACUGAACUGUUGCAUCGUUCACAUAAAAGCAAUAUAACUUGGGGAAUAAUGCUGCGCGGCCUCCUGAUCUUGAGUUGUUUACGAAGAGUAUUUCGGGGUUUUCUGAUUCGAGGUUUCUCUGUUCCCAUCUCGUUGAAAAUGAGGCUGUAAUCACUCCACGUAAGAUAACUUUGUUUAAAUAUAAGUCUUGAACUGAACAGCGAAUCAGAUGCGGACAAAAAUGUGGUUAUUUCAUGGACAUCUGUCCCUUGUUUAGCGGAAUAACGCAAACUUUAAUUUCAAAACGAGGUGAACUGAAAUCGACAACUUCGACAAAUUAACUUUGGAGGGGAGGUAGGGAGAUUGUGUCCGCGUUUCACGCACAAAUUUUGACAAAAUUCAAGUGUCACUUAUACUUUUAGCUGCUUUUAACUAUACGUUUUCACGAAUUCACGAAUCACGUAUGUCUUUUAGUUGUUUUUCACCUGUCACACAAAUUUUUGCCUUCGUCACGUGUCACGCAUAAAUCCUUGGACUGUGAACUAAUCGGUCAGUUACUAAGUCAAAACUGAGUUUCGUU